AUGUCUCGCCAAAGCACUCAGCUGGUCAGCGGCUGGACCUUUAGGCAGCAUCAGGGUCCUUCGACAGAAUGGUUGCCGGUGGAAAAAGUGCCGACGCAGGUUCACACGGAUCUGCUGGCCAACAAAAAGAUCCCAGAUCCCUUUGUGGACCUGAAUGAGCGUGCAGUCCAGUGGAUUGGCGACAAGGACUGGGAGUACCAAGUGACAUUUACUCCCGACGCCGUGGAGGGUGAAAAUGUGACAAGAGACCUGGUAUUCAGCGGCCUCGACACCUUUGCCACCGUCUAUCUCAAUGACGAAAAAGUGCUGGAAACGGAAAAUAUGUUUGUGUCAUAUCGUGUAAACGUCACAGACGGCAUCAAAGCCGGGUCCGACAAUACCCUCCGUAUCGUCUUCCACUCCGCCAUUGUCAGAGGUGAAGAGCUCAUCAAGGAGCAUGGCCAUGAGCACAAUUUCUACGUCCGACAGACCGAGAGAAGUCGUGUCCCGGUACGAAAAGCCCAGUACAACUGGGGUUGGGAUUGGGGCCCAAUUCUCAUGACGGCUGGACCCUGGAAGCCCGUCACUCUCGAGACAUACGUUGCGAGAAUUGACGAUGUCUGGGCUCAGAGCGAGGUUAGCGAGGAUCUAUCAUCUGUCUCAGGAUCCAUUUUCGCUCGUGUAGCUGGCGUUCCGAACCAAGAUGCUCAAGUCUCGGUGGCCCUGUCAUUAGAUGGCCAGACGGUGUUCCAGCAGUCAGUAGAUGCUUCCUUGGCCAAAGAUGGACUGAUCAGGGUUCCAUUUAAGCUUGAGACGCCCAAGCUCUGGUAUCCAAUGGGAUACGGAAGCCAGCCUCGCUACCUCCUCGACGCCAAGCUCCACCACAAGGCUUCUGGUGCCAAAGAAAUCGACAGCCAGUCCAAGUCGAUUGGAUUCCGUCGCACCGAGCUAAUCCAGGAGCCAGACGCUCACGGCAAAUCAUUCUACUUCCGCAUAAACAACGUCGAUGUCUUUGCUGGCGGCUCAUGUUGGAUUCCUGCCGACAGCUAUCUUGCUGGUGUGCCAGCAGAGCGAUAUUACGAAUGGGCCAAGCUCAUGGCAGAGGGCAACCAAGUCAUGCUACGAGUCUGGGGAGGCGGUGUCUACGAAGAGGAUGCGCUUAUCGAAGCUUGUGACCAGUUUGGCAUCUUGGUGUUCCACGACUUUCAGUUCGCUUGCGCUUCUUAUCCUGCCUACCCGUCUUAUCUGAAGACUCUGGAAGAAGAGGCGAGGCAGCAGAUUCAACGCCUGCGGACGCACCCCUCCGUGAUUGCUUGGGCGGGCAACAAUGAGGAUUACCAGGUCCAGGAGAGAUACAGGCUCGACUAUGACUUUGAGAACAAGGACCCCGAGUCGUGGCUCAAGUCUUCGUUCCCCGCGCGGUACAUUUAUGAGCAUCUCCUGCCGACUUGGGUUGAGCAAGAAGACCCGGGCAAGAUUUACCACCCAAGCAGUCCCUGGGGCGAUGGCAAGCCCACGGCCGACCCAACUGUUGGCGACAUUCAUCAAUGGAACAUCUGGCAUGGAACUAUGAACAAAUACCAAGAGGCCGCCAACAUGGGAGGCAGAUUCGUCAGUGAGUUUGGCAUGGAAGCAUAUCCUCAUCUCAGCACCACGCGUCGCAUGGCCAGCGACCCGGCGCAGCUAUACCCCGGCUCCAUGGUCCUCGACGCCCACAACAAGGCUAUCGGUCACGAACGCCGCAUGAUCAGCUAUGUCGUCGACAACUUCCGGCCCCGACUCGAUCUCGGCGGCUACACUCACCUGACGCAGAUCGUCCAGUCAGAGACAAUGCGUGCCGCUUACAAGGCCUGGCGACGACAAUGGGGCAAGCCCGGAGCCAGACAAUGCGGCGGCGUUCUCGUAUGGCAGCUCAACGACUGCUGGCCAACCAUGUCGUGGGCCGUGGUGGACUACUAUCUCAUCAAGAAGCCGGCCUACUACGCCAUCUCGCGGGCAUUGCGCUCCGUCGACGUGGGCGUGCACAGGACGUUCCACGACUGGACGCAGACGGGAGACUGGGUCGACGAGAACUCGGGCCUCAUCACCGGCCAGGUCGACCAGACCCUCCCCGCCCGCAAGGGAACCUUUGACGUCUGGGUCGUCAGCAACGACACCAAGCCCGUCGAGCUGAGCCUCGUCGUGCGCUUCAUCUCCGUCCGCUCGGGCAAGGAUAUCGUCGACCCCAUCAAGUCCACAAUCACCGCCGCCGCAAACUCCACCACCGACGUCCUCCAGGGCAGGGCGCUCCCGCCGCCCUUCUCGUUGGCCGAGUACGACCCCUAUGUCGUGCACGCCGCCAUCACCGAUGCCUCUACCGGCGCGCUCGUCGCCCAAGAUACCGCCUGGCCCGACCCCAUCAAGUUCCUCGAUCUGUCCAACAGGGGCAUCUCGUUCGAGGUCUCGCCCGCAAAGGACGAGGUCGUCGUUUCGGCCGAGAAGCCCGUCAAGGGAUUCGUCUUUGAGGAGGUCGAGGGCUUGAAGCUGAGCGAUAACGGCUUCGACAUUGUGCCGGGCGAGAAGCACACUGUCAAGGUGGAGGGUGCUUUGACGGCGGACCAGCUGCUGUGGACGUGUAUUGGCGCCCCUGAGGCGUCGUUGCCGAUAUCUGGAGCGUCUUCCUCGCUGCCACUUCGAUAG
Molecule: messenger RNA, 2658 nt
Organism: Trichoderma virens Gv29-8
Lineage: Eukaryota; Fungi; Ascomycota; Sordariomycetes; Hypocreales; Hypocreaceae
Product: glycoside hydrolase family 2 protein
Exons: 4
Coding region: 1-2658 (885 amino acids)
Biological process (GO): glycoprotein catabolic process; carbohydrate metabolic process
Molecular function (GO): beta-mannosidase activity
Source: RefSeq, a predicted model, not a curated record